Molecule: messenger RNA, 4466 nt
Organism: Patiria miniata (bat star)
Lineage: Eukaryota; Metazoa; Echinodermata; Asteroidea; Valvatida; Asterinidae
Gene: cenpi
Product: centromere protein I-like
Exons: 17
Coding region: 85-2325 (746 amino acids)
Cellular component (GO): kinetochore
Source: RefSeq, a predicted model, not a curated record
GGGCGCUCUCUUAUCAACAUUUGCUGGUUCGCGCUCGAUUGGCGUUUACUGAAGUUUGAAAUUAACGUAAUAACUGUUGUAGCCAUGGCAACACCUGUUGUAAGAAGGAAAUCUCCGAGUAGACAGAGCUCAGUCGGUAAAACGAAACCAGCUGAGAAAUCUGGGAGUUACUCCAUCAAAGAGGCCGUCAGGUUCUUCACGAGUGAUUCUAGUAAUAGGAAGGUUCGUGGCAACCCUGCGUUGACUUUGGCCAUUCAGGAGGUGGAGGUAACGGCCAAGAGGGAGGGAUUAUCUCAAAAGGUCAUAGGUCAACUUGUUGACGUUGCUGCAUCUGCCAAGUUUCCUGAUUCCAUCAGUUCUCGUCUCAUCAAGAGUCUACUUCCAUCGGAUAAGAUCCCUCAGGAUGCGAUCGUCAAGGCCAUCUCCUGGAUGUGCACCAAUAACCCCUCCAAUGAAAUACAGAGCCUGUUGGUGCGAUGGGUGAUUUUAACCUACGACCUCUUAGAUGACCUCGAUGACCUCCAUGCUCUGUACGGCGUUCUCUUCCAUUUCAUUGAGAAUGACGCUUUGUGUCCUCACGUCUGUCACCUCCUCUACCUCCUGACAAGGAAGGAGGACGUCUUGGCGUUCAGAGUUCAGCGACUUCUCAGUCUUCAGAAAAGAGUGGGUGUUCAGCCCUACAUCAUCGGUCUGCUGUCGGUGUAUAAGAUGUACCGCCCCCAUCUGGUCUCCUUAGUGACUCCGCCCACUCAGAGGGUGUUCUUCCGUCAGACCGACCGGUUGUGGUCGGCUGAGGUCCACAAGGCGAAGGAGAGAAUCCAACGACGGUUGGAUGGUCCGGACUCCGCCAUGGAACGAUUGCAGAGCUCAGUCACUGAUGGCAGAUCGAGAGCGAAGAAGAAGAAGCUGGAUGUGAUACCGACAGUCAGCACAUCACUCCUGUCACUGGAUGGCUCGGGGGAUGCAGGUUACCAGUUAACCGGUGCCCAUCACGGCAGAGUACCAGUGCAGCACAUCAAGUCGUUUGACGAUCUCCUGAAGAACAUGGACAGACUGGAGCUUCCUAGUCAGAUAGCUGCAGUCUUAGAUUCACCCUACCUCCAGCAUGCCCUAUGCUGUCACACAGAGCAGCACGUCGUUCAGAGACUCAGCUUCUGGUUGUAUCAAGUACUUCAUCAAGAGCUGCUUGACUACUCAUCCGAGGGGCCCAACUGCAGAGCUGAAUGGUUGCUUCAGAUGCUCAUUAACUUCACCGACUUCCUACACGAGGACGUUCCAGUGUGCGAGAACUUCUUAGUGAAAUAUCUGCACACGUGGAACGGCUCCGAUUAUCGACCCUACAUCCUGAGACUCAUCACACGAUUCAGAAUCUAUCCCUUCCAGAAGUUGAACGACCUUCUCCUUGAGCCGCUCCGAUCUCUCUUCUUCUGCUCUUCCGUCUUCUUCAAGUGCCAAGUCAUCUACACUCUGACGGAGCUUCUGAGGAACUAUGUCUCCAUUGAGCUACCACGCCAUGCAGACAUGGUCUGCUUUCAAGCCGUUAAAGAAGCCUCAGCCAUACAAGCUGGUGAUACUGUACUACCUCAGAAUCAGUUGUCGGUCUUCGAUGUCCAUGUGGAUAAUUUCCAAGCACUACACACGAUCCAGGAGCUGACAGAGUACGUGGACAGGAUCAGCACAUUGGCGCUACUCAUUGAGAAAGAUCACGUGCUGCUCAUGCAUUAUGUACUGGAGUUCUUUGAACUGGUAUCAUGUUUGCAUCUUCGUUACGGAGUUCCGUUUGUCUACGUCCCGUCCUCCGGUUCCUUCUACAGAGCCUUGUUCUCCAGCAACGCCAUGGUCUGCUCAAGACUCUGUAAAAUCAUCUGCAACUACAAGGAUGAGUUCCAAGCCUUGAAGAAGAUGGUUUCCAUUGAGGAUUCCGACAGCUUGUUCACGAGUAACAUGAGAGACGGUAUCCAGCUACUGAACCAGUACAUCUUGGAUCUCAGCAACGCUCUGUGGCGUAACAAGGCCUUCCUGAGUGGCAACAAGACCAAAGUGUUUGACAUUCCGGUCACGGCGCUCCAAACGACAGGUGUCAAGCAUAUUAACGAGGCAUUCUCCAUCCAUCUACAUAUGGCCAUGCUGCCGUUUGCCAACAGCUUCCUGGAACAGACUCAACCAGAAGGCAAGAAAGUUCACCCCAGUCUGAUCCGAUCCUCGGAGCGAGACGCUUACCUGGAGUUUCUGAAGAGGGAACGUUUGGAUGGAGUCGUGGCCUUCAUCAACACGUUCAUCAAACGCAACCAGACGACGCCACAUAAAUCACAAGCGGCCAGCUAAGCGCAUCGCAACGUUCGUCAAACCCAAACUCUAAGAUUCCAUGAAACUAUCUACAAAUAAUUCUGAACUUUUCAACGUUUUGACAGCAGAAACCUUUUAUGGAAAGAGUGUAGUAUCCCAACGCCACUUCUUUGGUUGUGUGCAAAGUCUAUGGAGAGUUGAGUGCAUUUUAAUUUUUUAAUUUUCAAGUGUGAAAUUUCAUUUUGAAAUAUUUUAAUUGGAAAUGUUUCUCAGUCCCAGAGUCGUGUCUUUCCAACAUAUUCUGCAAUGACUGACCUUAUUUUAUUGGAAAUGUUUCUCAGUCCCAGAUUCAUGUCUUUUCAAGAUUUUCUGCAAUGACUGACCUUCAUUGAGAUAAUAUAGUAUAAAAAAGUGGUGUCAGGAUGCAAGGAUUUUUCUGCUUUUAUAUUCAGCUACAUACAAGCAGGUGUAAUAUUUAUAAUAUACUGGCAACGUUUUAGGGUACGUCCAAGAAAAGGUCCCAUUUUUGUCCCGUACGUAACACCAUGUUUCUUUUAAUUACAUAAUCAUCGCAACGACUAAUGAAUUAACAAUUCUUGUGGAUAUUCUCCUUGCGGAUGCCCAACAGUAGAAUAAGAAACGCUAAAAUCCAUGAAUAUCUUAGAGGGUUAAACUUUGGUUACGUAUUUGACAUAGUGCGUGAAUUCUUGAACUUGCUAUUUAAUAAUCUAGAGUUAUAUGCCUUUGUUGUGCCGUGAACGAAACAUUUGCGUUAUCUCUGGCUACAUGGCCUAUUAUCUUCAAGCAAACUUGAAUCCUCGAUUCUGAUUGGUCGAUCCAUGGCAACAAGCCGUGCUACAUAUAACCAUACCGCAUGGCCACGGCCCAUACCGCACUCCGCGUAUUGCGCUAUUCUAAGCCCAAGUGACGCGAUUAGUGCUGCACAAUUCACUGUGAAUUCAAAAGUUACGCGUAGGUUACAGCAUGCGUGUUCCAACUUUACUGUGCGUCAAGUUUGCUUGAAGAUAAAUUUAUCGCGCUCGCGGAACACUGAAAAUGUAGUGCGUUUGUGCCCCAUAUACCUCUCGGCCUUCAGCCUCGUGGUAUGUGGGACACAGAUGCACUACAUUAUUCCGUGUUCCACUCGCGCUCGCAAGAUAACUAAUAUAACCAUAUCCGCUGUACAGGUUUCUGACUAGACCCCCCCUCCCCCCCCCCCCCACCCCAACAAAGACAUGGACAAAGUUGGGAGUUGCCGACAUAGAGCUGGAUAGCUCAGUUGGUAGAGCACCGGAACGGCAAUCCGGAGGUCACAGGUUCAAACCCCGCUCCAGUCACUUUCUUCGUUCUUGCAAAUUUCUUCUUCAACUUGCAUAUUAUUUUAACAACAAUAAUAAUAAUAACUUUGAAAUGUGUAUGUAUUUGUCCAAUGCUCCUCUAGCUAUGUAAUAUAAGAAAUAUGUACAGAUUUGUAAAUACCGCUAAUGAUCACCUGUGUGUUAAUCAGACAGAGGCAAUUUUCAUUUUGCUUUUCGAAUGGUUUAAAUUUUUCAAUUUUUGCCUUUUAACCAUGCAUUUUGUUAAUAAGAAUGGAAGUUUUGCGGUAACACCAAGUCAAUAAUAUCUCUUUUGAGUUGUGUAGUUCUGAGAAGUUGUUGAACUCAGUUAAAGUUAAAAACGACAGUUCUUCUCAAAACCGCACAACUAAAAAAAAGAGAUUCUUCACAUGGUGUUACCGCAAACCUCCCAUUCAUUGUUCAUAUCCACCAUGCAAACCUUAAGUCUCAUAUUUUGUUACUAAUAAAAAGAAUGUAAUUUGGCCUACUUCUUGUGUCAAAUUAUUUUGCAAACAGAUAUAUCCACACAUUUUAAGUCUAUUGGAAAUCUUCCAAAAGACAUCUUGAGUGGUUUAAAACAAUUUUUUUUUUCAAACCCCCGAAACGUCUUUUCCAUUGUUGGCAAAUUAAAUUUUUCAUUAAAUUUUCAGAAUUGAAGUGAAUAUUACUGGAAAGUUUAUAUUGACUGGAAGUGUGGUCACUAGUUCACAUCUAUGCCCCCUCAAACUGUAAGUGGCCACAAGAGGGCCAUAUUUCCAGAGGAUGUUUUUUUUUUAUUUUGAAGACUGACAACUUGAAACUUUGUUGUGGAAAUAAAAACCAUGUCAUCUAUUGUCACUUUAA